Molecule: messenger RNA, 1371 nt
Organism: Sapajus apella (tufted capuchin)
Lineage: Eukaryota; Metazoa; Chordata; Mammalia; Primates; Cebidae
Gene: DYNC2LI1
Product: dynein cytoplasmic 2 light intermediate chain 1
Exons: 13
Coding region: 92-1147 (351 amino acids)
Biological process (GO): intraciliary retrograde transport; intraciliary transport involved in cilium assembly
Cellular component (GO): ciliary basal body; cytoplasmic dynein complex; axoneme
Molecular function (GO): dynein heavy chain binding
Source: RefSeq, a predicted model, not a curated record
ACCUCACUCCCAGACUCCUUGCAGAACUCUCCGCCUGCUUCCAGGUUGGGCCCUACUCCGAGCCCGCGACGUUUGCGGCAGCCGGGCCACGAUGCCCAGUGAAACUCUCUGGGAAAUUGCAAAAGCUGAAGUGGAAAAAAGAGGAAUUAAUGGAAAUGAAGGUGAUGGAGUAGAAAUUGGAGAAAAAUCUGUUUUCUUCAUUGGCAGUAAAAAUGCGGGAAAGACUUCUAUUAUUCUAAGGUGUCUUGACAGAGAUGAGCCACCAAAACCAACCUUAGCUUUGGAGUAUACAUAUGGAAGAAGAGCAAAAGGGCACAACACACCAAAAGAUAUUGCUCACUUUUGGGAACUGGGUGGAGGAACCUCCUUAUUGGACUUAAUCAGCAUACCUAUCACAAGUGACACAUUACGGAUGUUUUCUCUUGUUCUUGUUCUGGAUCUUUCAAAACCUAAUGAUCUUUGGCCCACCAUGGAAAAUCUCUUGCAAGCCACAAAAAGCCAUGUAGACAAGGUGAUAAUGAAACUGGGAAAGACGAAUUCUAAAGCAGUUUCUGAAAUGAGACAGAAGAUCUGGAAUAAUAUGCAGAAGGACCAUCCUGAUCGUGAAAUAAUUGACCCAUUUCCAGUACCUCUGGUCAUUAUUGGAAGUAAAUAUGAUAUUUUUCAGGAUUUUGAGUCUGAGAAGAGAAAGGUAAUAUGCAAGACACUUCGAUUUGUUGCACAUUAUUAUGGAGCAUCAUUAAUGUUUACCAGCAAAUCAGAAGCUCUAUUACUAAAAAUACGUGGCGUUAUCAACCAGUUGGCAUUUGGCAUUGACAAAAGCAAAUCAAUAUGUGUGGAUCAGAAUAAACCACUGUUUAUCACAGCAGGACUGGAUUCUUUCAGUCAGAUAGGAUCUCCUCCUGUUCCUGAAAAUGACAUUGGAAAGCUUGAUGCCCACUCACCAAUGGAGUUGUGGAAAAAAGUAUAUGAAAAGCUCUUUCCACCAAAGAGUAUUAACAUGCUGAAAGAUAUCAAGGACCCCGCGAGAGAUCCUCAGUAUGCUGAAAGUGAAGUAGAUGAGAUGAGAAUUCAGAAGGAUCAGGAACUGGAACAGUACAAAAGAAAUUCUUCCAAGUCUUGGAAACAAAUCGAACUUGAUUCUUGAGCCUAAUUCAAUUAUUGUAUCUUCUUUUCCAAAUCCAAAUAAGAUUAUAUUAUGAAUUAACUAUUGUGAUAAUAUGUGAAGAAAGUUAAACUGUAUAAUUUGUUAAAGGACAAGCUGGGUUUCUUGAACUAGUGCAUCUCCCUGUAUAUCUUGAAGCUUUUUAAAAGGAAAAAAAUAUUUCAGAACCAUGUGUAAUUUUUUUAAAUAAAAUAAUCUACCUACCU